UCUGCUUGCAGAUUCUGAAGAUACGCUCAGCCUUCGAGCAGUUCACUUCUUGCAUCUGUAUGAAUUUGGAGAGAGGGAGCGGAGAUCGGUGAUAAGGGCCUGACUCAGGAUAAAUGAACAGAAGAGUAGUUUCUAAUUAACAACAUUGUAUUGCCAAUGGUGUUAGCUUUUAAUUUGCUGGCAUAAGCACUCUGCAGCCCCUGAGGGAUACGGGAUGCUUCAGUCCCAGAACUAGGAAACACAGUGAGUAUCAGCAUGAAAUUCCUGCCCAUCUGAGUGCUGAUUUGGGAACCUGAGAGCAAGACAGUGUGAAAGACCUUCAGCUGCCCUUCUUCACUACAACCUCAGCUCUCUGUGCAGCUACUGAACCUCCGCUCUCAGUAACGAGAAGGAUGUGAAGACAAGCAGGGCAAGUUGCUUGGGAUGAGAAGUGGCUUUGGAGAGCUAAUGGGCUGGAUUCUUUGAGGGAGCCUUUCUUCAGCUGAAACAGUUGUUGUUUUGGAUGAAACACUGAAAACCAGACAGUUUUGUGCUUUUUUUUAGUUCCAUCUGGUAAUCCAACCUGUUUGUGUGAGAAGCUCUGCUUCCUUUAUUCAUACUGGUCACACCGGAGACAAGAAAACAGGCUGCAAGCAGUAGCAAGAUGCCCCAUCUCUCUGCUGUGUGAAGUGUGCUAUAAACUGAGGAGAUCUUGUAUUUUUCUGUGGAAACUAUCUUGGCAUUUUCUGUCCAUUAACUACAACUAAUUUUUCUCUUUUCUUUGUAGUAAAAACGGGCAUGAGUUUCUGAGGAAAAGCGCAUAUGAUACAAAAAACUGAACUGCAUCUAUUUUCAGUUCUUUAAAUCUGAGUCUUUUUUUUUGUAGUGCUUGAAUUUGACAAAGAAAUCUUCCAUUCCAUUGACAUUUACAAGCAAAAUCAGUGUUUCAGUGCGUCAGAAGUGUGCUUUUCUGAAGAGCUGAUUUUUAUUUCCUUCAGUGAAUAACUUGCUGAAGAUACAGAAAUACGCAUCCAUGUCGCAACGUCGGCUUUUAAAGGAUGGACAUGAGAGUCACUUUAGGAUCCUACCAAGAUUCAGCCAAAUCCUUCAUAGUAGAAGGCACUCGCGAAAUCACACGCGCCAAAUAUGCUCUGAUGAAAUCAUGCAUCAGGAUAUCAUCCCCCUCUAUGCUGCAGAUAUUCAUGACCAGUUAAAGAAACAAUUUGCUUAUCUGUCAGGUGGAAGAGGGGGAGAUGGAUGUCCUGUUAUCACCUUUCCAGACUAUCCAGCUUUCAGCGAGAUCCCUGAGAAGGAGUUCCAGAAUGUCCUCACCUACCUGACCAGCAUCCCAAGUUUACGAGAUGCUGGAAUUGGGUUUAUUCUUGUCAUAGACCGCAGACAGGACAAAUGGACUUCUGUGAAAGCUUCCAUACUGCGGAUAGCAGCGUCUUUCCCAGGGAACUUGCAACUCGUCCUUGUUCUGCGCCCAACAGGACUUUUUCAUCGAGCUCUCUCAGACAUUGCUUUCAAGUUCAACAAAGAUGAGUUUAAAAUGAAAGUACCCAUCAUAAUGCUGGGCUCAGUAUCAGAACUGCAGGGUUACAUUGAUAAAACACAAUUAACAGAAGAUCUUGGUGGCACCCUGGAUUACUGCCAUAACAGAUGGCUGUCCCGUCGCACUGCUAUAGAAGGCUUUGCCCAAAAGGUUAAGCAGACAGCUCAUAUUCUUCAGUCCUUUGGGACUGAAUUGGCUGAAACAGAACUACCAAAUGAUGUGCAGUCAACCAGCACCCUUCUUGCAACACAUACGGGAAAGAAGGACAAAAUGAAGGAAGAUAUAAGGUUAGCAGUAGAACAGGGAGACGAUAUCCUUGGAAGUAUUACAAAGCCAGUUACUGAGAACCCUGAAUACAAACUGAAUCAAGACCAACUAGACAAUCAAACUACAGUAGAAAGGCUUUUGGCUCAGUUACAUGAAACAGAGUCUGCCUUUGAUGAGUUUUGGAUUAAGCACCAGCAAAAACUUGAGCAGUGUCUGCACCUUCGGAAUUUUGAACAGAAUUUUAGAGAGGUUAAAGCAGCUUUGGAUAUUGUGUCCGAGAGACUGUCUGCUUUCACAGAUGUGGGAAACAGCUGCUCACAUGUGGAGCACAUUUUGAAAGAUCUUGCCAACUUUGAAGAAAAAUCAUGUGAAACUGUAGCAAAAGCCAGAAUGCUAGCUUCAGAGGGUGACGCUUUUAUUCAGAGUAAUCACUAUGCUGUGGACUCCAUUAUUCCAAAAUGCAGUGAACUUCAUCAUCUCUGUGAUGCCUUCACUACUGAGAUGGAACGGAGGAGGAAUGUUCUUAAUAAAUCUCUAGAACUGCAUGGCUUACUGGAAAAGUCUAUGAAGUGGUGUGAUGAAGGAAUUUAUCUUCUGGCUUCACAGCCUGUAGAUAAGUGUCAGUCUCAGGAUGGUGCAGAAUCAGCAUUACAGGAGAUUGAGAAAUUCCUAGACACUGGUGCAGGCAAUAAAAUUAAGGAGUUGAAUAAAAUUUACAGAGAAUACGCGCACAUCCUCAAUGAGGACCUAAAGGAGCAUGUACAAAAGGUUUUUCAGAAGCAAGAGAGCAUGGAAGAAAUGUUUCAAAAGAGACAAGUAAGUCUUAAAAAACUGGCAGCUAAGCAAAUGCGUCCUGUUCAGCCAGUUGCACCUAGACCUGAAGCCUUUGUAAAAUCUCCUUGUACCUCUCCAGGUCUUCAAAGAGAUUGUGUAUCCAACACAGAAAGCGGUGUGCUUCGGAAAGUAAACUACAGAAGAGGAAAGAGUGAAAUGAGUGAACUCCAUCAAAGCAGAGGAGGAUCUACAAUGGAUGAUGAAGAAAACCUAGCUGUGUUACGGCAGCAUGUAAUGAAUGAACUUAUUGAAACUGAACGAGCAUACGUGGAAGAACUUCUCUGUGUUCUUGAGGGGUAUGCUGCAGAGAUGGACAACCCUUUAAUGGCUCACCUCAUUUCACCAGAACUCCAAAACAAGAAGGAUAUUUUGUUUGGAAAUAUGGAAGAAAUUUAUCAUUUUCAUAACAGAAUAUUCUUGAGAGAACUAGAAAAUUAUGUAGAAUACCCAGAACUGGUAGGACGGUGCUUUCUGGAUCAGAUGGAAGAUUUCCAGAUUUAUGAGAAAUACUGUCAAAACAAACCUCGAUCUGAAAGUUUGUGGAGGCAAUUUUCAGAUUCCGUAUUCUUUCAGGAAUGUCAAAGGAAACUCGAUCACAAGCUCAGUUUGGACUCCUAUUUGCUGAAGCCAGUUCAAAGAAUAACCAAAUACCAAUUAUUGCUAAAGGAAAUGCUGAAGUACAGUAAGAACUGUGAAGGUGCUGAAGACCUCCAGGAGGCAUUAAACUCUAUAUUGGGUAUUCUGAAGGCAGUUAAUGAUUCUAUGCACCAGAUAGCCAUCACAGGCUAUGAUGGAAACCUGAAUGAGCUGGGUAAGCUUCUAAUGCAGGGAUCCUUCAACGUCUGGACUGAUCAUAAAAAGGGUCACUCAAAGGUGAAAGAUUUGGCACGCUUCAAGCCAAUGCAGCGACACCUGUUCCUCCACGAGAAAGCAGUGCUGUUCUGUAAAAAGAGAGAAGAAAACGGAGAGGGAUAUGAGAAGGCACCUUCUUAUAGCUAUAAACACUCUUUAAAUAUGGCAGCAGUUGGAAUAACAGAAAAUGUCAAAGGUGAUGCAAAAAAAUUUGAAAUCUGGUAUAAUGCAAGGGAAGAAGUUUACAUCAUACAGGCACCAACUCCUGAAGUUAAAGCUACUUGGGUAAAUGAAAUAAGAAAAGUGCUGACUAGUCAACUGCAGGCAUGCAGAGAAGCCAGUCAGCAUAGGACACUUGAGCACACUCAGAGUUUACCUCUACCAGCGUCGUCUUGUACAAGCAGUCCUUCAAGGAACAACAUCAGAAAUGUGAAAAAAAUGGAUGAGAGAAAAGCUGAUCUCACGGGUCUAGAAGGUUAUGUCACCACAGUAGCACCAAAGUACCCCGAGAAAGGCAAAGAAACUCCAUCAUCUACUGCUAAAAGCCAGACAUUGCCAAUGAUCCUUCUUACAGGACCAGCUUCUCCUACCAGUCCUGACAAAAAAGCUAAACGGCACGAAGUAGUGAGUGAUCCAACUCCUUUUGGUGUAAGAGGUUGGGCUAAAACAUCUCAUUCUCUUGAUGCAUCUGAAGAAAAUGAUGGCUGGUCCAGUGCUGAGGAGCCGCUGAAUUCAUCAGAUGCAGAGGAAGAAGGAGGAGGCGGCGGAGCGGGAAAUGAGAUGAAGCUGACUCCUGGUAAAUAUACAGUUGUGACUGAUUAUGAGAAAGGAGUUUCUGAAGAAUUCGCAGUGAGAAGUGGAGAUCUAGUUCAACUGAUUCGUGAAGGGGAGGAUGGACUUUGGUAUGUAAAGAAUCUGACCACUGGUAGAGAAGGCUGGAUCCCAGCAAACAAUCUGCUGAUGCUCAUAGGCAAUUCAAAAUCAGCUCAGUCUUUGAGCAGCUCUGAAUCAGGCACUGCUUCCAGCACUUUGAGCACGUCAUCAAGUUGCAGCGAUAGCUGCAAUGCCAGCAGCACCAGCUUCUCGGACAUUAAGGGCUAACAUCGUAUUUUCACCCCACCUCCACAGAAACUAAAUCUGGAGUUUAAGCCCGACUUCCAAAACUCAAGAUGGCCAUCAGAGAGCCAUCUUGAGCCACCUGUUCAAAAUUGCUGGUUUUCAGUGUUUUCUCUGGUGAUUUUCAGAGUUUCUCACAGAAGAUCCCCGUGAAAAGUGCACAGAAUGUGAAGUUGUAAAUAAAAACUAAAUGAUUUGAAAUAGGGUAUUGUAGAGGCUUCUCCUCUGAAGUUUGAAGCUGCAGAGGUGUUGGCAUAAACGCAUUUUCCCAUUGAUGUACAAUCAGGUUUCUGCAGAACUGUAUCAUUUCAUAACAUCCAGAAUCUGAAUGUGAGCAAACAGUGUGUUCAGUGCUAAAUCCUUGCUGUAAGCUAAUAAUGUAGCAAUCACUGUACAGGAUAGAUAUGAGGAGAAUAAAUCAGAGUUUACAGUUUCUCCUCCCCAAAAUGCCCCUUCUCCCUGGAUGUACCUCAGUCAGUGCAGUGAAUGGGACUCUUACAGCCACCAAGUAGGAAGGAAGGAAGGAACUUACCUCCAAGAAGGAAGGAAGUUUGGUGAGCCGUUUCUCUUGGGUCUUCAGGAUACUCUUCUGUACCCUGGAGAUGAAUGCAGAAAUAACCAAUCUACAGACCAUAACAGCAUCAGAAGAGAAUAUCAUUUUUCCUUUCCAGCCUUUUGAUAAAUUGUGCAAUGGAAUAGCUGUUUUUUGAGAUAUUUUGGCCUCACAACCAAUCCCUUCACUAAGAUCUGUGUUUGGCAAUUUAGUAGUGUCUUCUUCCUUACACAGAUGCACAAUGAAACGCAGAUGUUCUUAUUCACUAGGUGAUUUCUUAGUAAACUAAUUGCAUGGUUACCUUCAGCUCUAACAAUUAGCAUGCCCAUAUAGGCAAAGAAAACUACGGUGACUUCACUGUGGGCCAAGAGCAUAUCUUCAGGCAUACCCAAAGGGGUUAGAAACCAGACAAUUUAGUCACUGGUGUUUGUUACAGAUUUACUCAAAUAGGCAAAAAUGACAUAAUUUUUCAUAAAGGUGAGCAUGGGUGGAAAAAAAAUCUUUGAGUCAGAUUUGUCCUGUAUUAUAAUUUUUUUAAAAGAAAGCUAGUGCUAAACUUGCUAUUUUUCAAGGUGUCAUGUAAGCCAAUGUUAGGAAUUUUCACCUUGCUGUUCUUUGCACUUUCUCCUUACAAACAGUACAGAUCUGUGUGCACGUUUGAAAUGUAUUCACUCCUCUAUGCCUUUCAAAUGUUUUUACUUAUGAAGAUAGGUUUUUACCUGAUUUGUAUACAAUAUUACUUAAGAGUAUUGUGGACUUUAUGAGCAAAAUUUUUCAAUGUCAGUAGGAACUGCUAUUAAUUAUCAGACUCUCUCUCUGAUGGCUGAACCCAGAAGUCUGUCUUUAUGCUAGAAAUUCAGAUUUUAGAGCCCAUAGCUUAGGAAACUGAAGGAGAAAGACUCUAAAGAAUGGUCUUGGUCCUGAGCUGCAAAAGCAACCCUACCCAAACACAAUCAAAAAGCAGCUGGCUGUGGUCAGUACAAAUUGAAACACAUAGGUAUACCCACACAUUUAUGCACAUACGUAUGUGCAUGCAUGUGCCUGUGUAUGUAUGUGUGUGUGUAGAUAUGUAAAUGUGUAGAUACACUGUAUCAAUGUAAAGGAUGUAUUUAUAGUCUUCAUGCUGCUGAAUGUGUCACUUUACAAUUCAUACAUAUUUAGGUUUCUAUACUGCAAUAUAAAUGCAGAUCAGGGUUUUUCUUCAGACAUCUUUUCCAACACAGACAUCCUCUGGUCUUUUAAUUAUCCCAUACAAUACUGUGCUAAUACUUAGGCUGAUACUUAACAAUGAGAUGGCAGCAUGAAAUUCAGCUUAUCUUCAUCUUUGUAAGUUAUUUUGUAAAUUCUGUAACAUAAUUUACCUAUAUAUUGCUGUCAUUGCUCGGAUAAGACUGUCCGUUCAUUUCUCACUGCAGCUCAUUUGCGUUAUUUCAAUGGUUUUCUCCACAUCAUGGCACUUUAAUAAAACCCAUUUCCUUUUUUUAACUGCUGUUGUGAUUUAGAGGUUCAAAGUGGGAGGUCUCUAUUGUAAUUAUGAAAAUUUGAAUAAAUUUCAGCGCUUCUUGCUGAACGCCUUUAUAUAGA
This is a messenger RNA of Numida meleagris (helmeted guineafowl), 6740 nucleotides long. RefSeq names its product MCF.2 cell line derived transforming sequence like (gene MCF2L). The transcript is spliced from 32 exons. Gene Ontology annotation, biological process: positive regulation of Rho protein signal transduction; intracellular signal transduction. NCBI's taxonomy places the organism in Eukaryota, Metazoa, Chordata, Aves, Galliformes, Numididae. The coding region runs from base 1013 to 4588 and encodes 1191 amino acids. Gene Ontology annotation, molecular function: protein binding; guanyl-nucleotide exchange factor activity. Gene Ontology annotation, cellular component: extrinsic component of membrane; cytoplasm. The record is from RefSeq and is a predicted model, not a curated record.